This is a messenger RNA of Solanum tuberosum (potato), 2145 nucleotides long. RefSeq lists its product as uncharacterized. The transcript has 4 exons. NCBI's taxonomy places the organism in Eukaryota, Viridiplantae, Streptophyta, Magnoliopsida, Solanales, Solanaceae. The record is from RefSeq and is a predicted model, not a curated record. The coding region runs from base 1 to 2145 and encodes 714 amino acids.
AUGUUAAAAGAGGAGUUACUACCUAAUGGGGCUGAUUUGCCAAAUUCAUAUUAUGAGGCAAAGAAGAUUAUUCGAGAUCUUGGGCUUUCUUACAACAAAAUUGAUGCUUGUACUAAUGAUUGCAUGUUAUAUUGGAAGGAUGAUAUCUUACUUGAUUCUUGCAAAAUUUGUGGUGCGUCCAGAUGGAAAGUGAAUAAACAUACCGGGGAAACAAGGAAUAAAAAAGGUAAAAAGAUAGCCUCAAAGAGUUUGCGUAAGCCGAACAGAAUACGGACUUGCUUGCUCUAUUUGAUUCAAGACCUCUUGCUGUUGCGUCUCUAUUUUCCAUUAAAGGCUAGGCUUCAAAGGUUGUUUAUGUCUACAAAGACAUCUUCUCUAAUGACAUGGCAUAAGGAUGAAAGAAUUAAUGAUGGAAUAAUGAGGCACCCAGCUGAUUCAAUGGCAUGGAAGUCAUUCGAUGAACUUCAUCCUUCUUUUGCAAUUGAGCCCCGUAAUGUUCAACUUGGACUUGCUAGUGAUGGAUUUCAGCCAUUUCGCAAUUCAAAAAGCUCACAUAGCAUUUGGCCUGUGGUUCUUAUUCCUUAUAAUUUACCACCUUGGUUGUGUAUGAAACAGGAAAAUUUUAUCUUGUCAAUGCUUAUUCCUGGUCCAAAUGGUCCUGGAGAUGCAAUUGAUACAUAUCUUCAACCUCUAAUAGAGGAAUUGAAGGAGUUGUGGGAAGUUGGUAUUGAGACCUUUGAUGCAUCAACUAAACAAAAUUUUAAGUUGCAUGCUUCUUUGUUAUGGACUAUCAAUGCCUUUCCAGCAUAUGGAAAUAUAUCUGGAUGGAGUACAAAAGGAAAAUUGGCAUGUCCAUCUUGUAAUAAAGACACUUCCUCAAUUCGAUUGACUAAUUGUAAGAAACAGUGCUUUAUGGGUCAUCGACGUUACCUUCCCAAGGAUCACAGAUGGAGGAAUGACAAGAAGUCAUUUGAUGAUACAAUAGAGAAAAGGCUCCCACCGAAAACAUGUUCUGGAAUUGAUAUACUUAAUCAAGUGCAAGAUCUUGAAGGGGAACCAUUAACAAAGGAUCCAAAGAAAAAGAGGAAGAUAUCACAUGAAAAACGAAAUGAUAAUUGGAACAAGAAAAGUAUCUUUUUGGAACUUCCAUAUUGGAAAUCUCUCUUGUUGCGACAUAAUUUGGAUGUCAUGCAUAUUGAGAAAAAUAUAUGCGAUAAUAUUAUGGGGACAAUCAUGAAUGUCAAAGGAAAGACAAAGGACACAAUUAACACUCGGUUAGACUUGAAGGAAAUGAACAUUAGGCCAGAAUUGCACCCUAUCCAAAGAGGGGAGAAAGUUGAAGUUCCAACUGCAUGCUACACAUUGUCGCCUGAAGAUAAACACAAGUUAUGUCUUUUCUUGAAGAAUUUAAAGGUCCCUGAUGGGGCAUGUCCAGAAGGUUCUAUUGCAGAGGGCUACAUUGCAAAUGAAUGCAUGACCUUAUGUUCAAGAGAGUUUGCACAAAAUCAUAUAGAUAAUGCUCAAAACUUGUCAGAUGCAGAAUGGGACCGAGAAUUUAUUGAAUGGUUUAAAGAUAGGGUUGCACAAUUGCAUAAAACAGAUAAUAGUCGGCUCAUGGAAGAUCUUCUCUCACUUUCACAUGGUCCUACUAAAUAUUCAACACAUUCUAAUGGCUACAUUGUUAAUGGAUACAGAUUUCAUGUAGAAGAUCAUGAUCAAAUGUUAAGGACUCAAAAUUGUGGUGUUGUUGUAGUUGGCGAGAAUGAUAAAAAUAGUGAGAAUGUUGAUUACUAUGGAAUUUUAACUGAUGUGAUUGAAUUGCAAUUUAUCUCGGAUAGAAGAGUGAUUUUGUUCCGUUGUAACUGGUUUGAUGUGUAUGACAAAAUAAAAGGAAUUAAAAGAGAUGAGUAUGACUUCGUGAGUGUGAAUCCGAGUAGAUUUUUGAAAACAAAUGAGCCCUUUGUUUUAGCGAACCAAGCAUCUCAAGUGUUUUAUGCUAGUGAUAAUUCCAACAGAGGUUGGCAUGUAGUGAGGAAGACUCAACCUCGUGAUUCCUAUGAGAUGGGGAAACAAAUGGAUGAUGAAGAUGAUGUGGUUGACUUAGAAAGUCCUUCACAAAAGAAACAAAAAACAACAGAUCGAUGA